AGAUAAGGACCGUCAGUCAGUCAGUGACAACAGUCGAGUACUUUAAGCCAUGUCUUCUUUAAUAACUGUGUCCGAGGUAAACAAUAUAUCUGAAGACCAGUUUGAGUGGAUGUUUGGUAAUGUGAUAGAACUGUGUACGGAAGCUGCCGCUAUAGUGAAGACGAAACGGCCAUUUACGAGUGUAGACGAAUUGUGCGAGGCGUUUGCAUCGUAUUUGGAUGAGAUUACUGAAAACGAAAAGUUAAUGGUUUUGAAACUGCACCCCGACCUGGCCGGCCAGCUGGCGGCGCGCGGCGAGCUGACGCGCGAGUCCACCGCGGAGCAGCGCGCUGCGGGCCUCGACCGCCUCUCGGCCGAGCAAGUGUCUCUCAUAGGCUACAGAAACGAGAAAUACAAAGCGAAAUUUGGAUUCCCUUUCAUCAUAUGUGCGAGAGAAAACAAGGUUGAUUCCAUAAUAGAGGGCUUACAGCAGCGCUACAACAACACCCGCGCCCAGGAGAUACAAACAGGCAUCAACGAAGUCAAGAAAAUCUGCAAGUUGAGGAUUCUCGACAUCGUUAAACAAGAAUGAUUAACAGUGAAUCAUUUUUCUUUUCACUCGUUGCCAUUUUAAACCCUGAUUUUAUGGCAUUUAUUUAUCCAAACAUGCAUUUUUGUGAUAGUUCUGUUAUGAGCCCUUGCCACAAUGGACCAAGCACGAUAAUGUCGAUAAUAUAAAGUGCUACUAGAGUUCUUCUAACAAACUCUGCGGCUGUCCCAUAUCAAAACCUAGUAAGUGACAAAUUUCUCCAAAUUUGUUUUUUUUUUUUUAAUGUUAUUUGGACCCACCUAUUAGUAAGCCCUCACCCGAUUACAAAGACACCUGCUCAAAAAUCGGCAUAAAUAACAGAGAUUUUGACACCUCCAAACCUAGUAAGUAGCAUGUCUAGUGACGGUUUACCAUUGUAAAACUUAGCAAGUCACAAAUCCCAUAUCAAAACCUAGUAAGGGACUGAGUGAGACAUACUAGGUUUUAGCGUGGUUAUCCAGCAGGCUUACUAGGUUUUUGAACUGGGUAUCCAUGCAUGGCAGACGCGCGGGGCACCUGCCCCAUAUUAAAACCUGUGCCGAAAAAAAAACUGUAAAUUUCAAACGGUUGUAAUUUUAUUUCUAAGCAUGAUGACGACGGCUUUCUUAUCGCAUUUAAAAGUCCUAUUAUUAGAUUAUAUAUUUUAGUGCAAAUAAUUCUGGUUUUACGCCAUGCGACGUUACACCGCUGAACAGAAGAGUUCACUGAAAUUUGGUCUGUUCCAAAUGGCAAGAAAAUUUUCAACAUACUCCAUGCUUGCUUUCGAUACGCUUAAAAUAACCUCGUAGAUUCGUGCAUUUCAUAAUAACCAACGACUAAUUUAGUAAUUUGUCACUUGAACAGAGGUCUCGAAGCGGCAGACCUCUAGGAACAAGUGACCCAUCAGAAAUAUUGUUAAUAGAAUUUGCGCCCGCCCCCGCAUGCCCGUUAUAUUUAUCGUGAAAAAUUGGGGUAAAUAUUCGGCUAAAGUGAAACGAACUAUAAACCAAAUACAUAGUAUUUAGAUUCGUUCAAAAGUUAGGAUAGCUAAAGUAACCGAAAAUUUGCGUUAUUAAUUUCUAGGCAAAGUCAAAAAGCAUACAAUUUCCUUCGUACAAAAAGACACAUUUUUAAUAGACGAUGAGUAAAGUAAGACCACCAUACGUCCUGCAGUGCCGUUCUCUCGACUAUUAAUGGGUUCAAAUCAAGAGUGUAUUAAAAGAGAAGGAUAAAACAGCCAAAAACUUUGACAUAUCCAGCAUGUGUUGGGAUGGUGCAGGCAAAUAUGAAAAACGGGUCCGUAAGUAGCUGUCACUGAAUGCGCUAGGAAAAAGCUGCCUAUCACUCCUACAGAAAAUAGAAUAA
Cydia splendana is the source of this 1912-nucleotide messenger RNA. Its product is annotated as 2-oxo-4-hydroxy-4-carboxy-5-ureidoimidazoline decarboxylase-like. The coding region runs from base 50 to 571 and encodes 173 amino acids. Gene Ontology annotation, molecular function: 2-oxo-4-hydroxy-4-carboxy-5-ureidoimidazoline decarboxylase activity. Lineage: Eukaryota; Metazoa; Arthropoda; Insecta; Lepidoptera; Tortricidae. The record is from RefSeq and is a predicted model, not a curated record. Gene Ontology annotation, biological process: urate catabolic process; allantoin metabolic process. The transcript is spliced from 3 exons. Gene Ontology annotation, cellular component: peroxisome.